Molecule: messenger RNA, 336 nt
Organism: Sphenostylis stenocarpa
Lineage: Eukaryota; Viridiplantae; Streptophyta; Magnoliopsida; Fabales; Fabaceae
Source: the annotation of a GenBank genome assembly
AUGGAACUUGGAGAAAACAGGAGGAGGAGCAGAUUUUCUUCUUAUGAGAGAGUUGCAGCCAUAAGCUUGGUGCUUCUAGCGGUGGCUUCUCCUCUAUAUAUAGACCAUACAUCAGAUGCUGAAUUAGAAGAUGACGACCAAUCCAUAAACUUUGCGUUUUUCUUGCCCUUCCUGCUCUUUCUAUUGAUUUUAGUCAUCGCUUUAUCAUCUUUUCUUGACCGCAACUUUACCAGGUUUGAUCCACACUGGAUUCAUAGAGUUGGUGGUUCUUCUGGAGGUAUUAUCUUCAUUCUUGUCGUCCUAUUUCUUGUUUUGAAGUGUAAAGCAUCUCUGUAA